UGACAUUUCAAUGACAUAUAUUUGUUUGUUGUACUAUUAUUUGUUAUUUUCUUGGUUUUCAAUCUGGUUUUUUUACCAAUCCCUUAGUUUAACAAUGAAAUAUUUAUGUUUUAAUGUGAUUUGUCUCUUUUAUUUUAAUUAAAUAUGUCUUUCUUUUAUUUGACCGCUGUAAAAGGCGAAAUACCUGCACAUUUAUUAGAAACGAUCGCCUUGGAGAGGUUAUGUUAUUUAAAAGAAGUUUUUAAUAUGAAGGAAUUGUGUUAUAGUGAAUAUUUAGUCGAAGGAGGCAUGUAUGACAACGUGGGUCAUUUCCUUUUAUGUGUCAUAACUAUAAUUUGUAAAAAUAUUGAGUUUAAACGAUUUAUAAUGAAGACGGAACGAGAUCUAUUCGAACAACGAUUAAACGCCCUUUGCGUCUAUGAUUUGAGAUGUUUCGCGAAAAAAAUUAUAAGGAGCAUCAAAAAACAGCAGUACACUGCAGAAUUUAUUGAACCAUUAAAGACUUUAUGUGAACAUUUAAUGUUACAAGAUUUAGCAAAUCAUGUUUGCUUAGAAUCUCACAAACGUAAUUGCAAUGAUCACCAUAUACAAUUACAUUUUAAACAUUGCUUAUUAUUUGUAGCUAAACGUGAGAUAGACCUUAAAAAUGGAACUGCGUUUAUUCCAUGUGGAAAAUGGAAGCAAUUUUUAAUUAUACUGUUUAGCAUUAAUUUGAGCUACAAACUGGAAAAAUCGAAUGUUGAAGCUCUCGAAUUUGAUCCUCGAAUAUCAGACCUCCUUAAUAAACUAAAAAGUCAUAUAGAUCCACUUUUGAGUAACAAUCAUAAUAAUAACUACUUGUUAAAUAGUAAACGAGUAGACAAAGAAUCAAAAAACUUCCCUCCAUGCAUGCUGAACAUUCAUGAAAAAUUACGAAAACAACACAGAUUACCACAUACAGAAAGAUUUUACUAUACUUUAUUUCUCAAAGAUAUUGGUAUGCCAGUUGAUCAAGCGAUAGACUUUUGGAGAUUUGAAUAUCGACAAGCACCAAAUGGGAUACACAGCUGCUGUCAUAAUUGGGAGAAAAAUGAAAAGAAAUUUGUCUACGGUAUCAGACACAUGUAUGGCUUGGAAGGAUGUAGGAGAAACUAUACUUCUAUGAAUUGUCAAAGGAUCCAAAGUUUUGAUAGUUCUUGCACGUCUGGUGGAUGUCCAUUUAAGACAUUUGAUCAUACAAAGAUGCUAAGUAUUUUGAAUAUGGACUCUAAUGAAUCGUUAUGGUCACAAUUAUAUGAACUGAAAUCUAGACAUAAUUAUACAGGAGCAUGUAUAAAAUACAUGCAGAGUAGAAAUUUAGUUGUAAUAAAAAACUGUGACAUUGAUAAUGCUUCCUUUAAUUUUACUCCUGUAAAAUAUUAUAAACAUGUUUCUCUUAAAACUCAUGAUGUUAUAUGAUAGUUGCUUAUAUUUUUUUUCUGUAUUCUAUUCUAGGGCAGGUUUUAAUUUCAUUGUAAUUUAUUAUAAUUUCGUUUUAUGAAGUAUGUUUCUACUUUGACACAAUUACUUGUUACUGAUGUAACAUAAAAAUAUUGUAAUAUAACUUUCUACAGAGGUUUAUAUCAUGAGAUGUUUUAUGAAAUUGUUAAUUUUUUCUUUUUAUAAAAUAAAUAUUUCCGCCAGUAGCUUUUAUAAACUUCCUCUUGUACCACAUUAUCUAUUGAUAAAAACCACUUUAAAAUCCAUUGUUUACUUUAAAAGAUUUUAGUGGACAGACAGCAGGAAGCAACUUUAUUUUAUCUAUGUAUAUAUUUAAUUUAUUUAUUGUAAACAAGGUAUAACUGUUAAAUAGUGCCUAUUACAUUUUGAUUAUAUGAAAUGUAUUAUUUUUGAAUGUAUUUUUAGUGUCACUUUACAAGACUAUGCUCAGAACUAUGUAGUCAUGUUUCGUUAUAUACUUAGAGUAUUCUGUAAGUAUAUAUUGUUCUUCAGAAAGAAUAUUGAUGAUGCCUGGGUAAAAAAAAGAAAAUUAUUUAGUCCUACAGUCAGAUAUUAAAAAUGAUUGUCAUUUUUUUUUGCUUCAAUUUAACAUAGAUAAUUGGCAUUAAAGUUGAAGAGUGGGCACUCGCUACGUCACAAUUCGUAGAAAAUGUACUAAGGUGUGACGUAAUGCGAUGUUUCAACUCAAUAUGUAGCCGUAAUUUAUUGAUAACGCAUAAAAUAAAAAAAUACGUUUUUAAUGUUCUCCAAUAAUCUUCCUAACGAACAGAUAAACAAAUAUAAUACAUUGUUCCUAUUGUAUUAACUUACAAAAUUAAAGGGUAAAAGAAUGAUUCAGAAUGAUGUAUAACAAAUGCGAAACACCUUCAUACAAGUUUUGUGUAGUUUCGCUGUAGCAUUAUGUAUUUAUGCCCAAUAUACUAAGUACACCAGACAGCACGUCAGGUUAUAUUAUACAAAGCUGUUACUUUUGAUCUGAUUUUAAACGUUUAUGUAUUGAGGAUAGAAUUGAUUAUCAAUUGCGAGGUACAACGCAAAAAUAUAAUAUACACACUGCUGCACGUCAGAUAACCACAAUGUCAAAUUUCUAUAAUAGAAUAGAAUAGAAAAGAAUAGAAUAGAAUAAAGUUUAUUUGUUCUUCCACAUACAGAUAACUAGAUAAUAAAAUGUUACUUAUCUUAGUCUUUUACAAUUUAUAGACCUUUAUGUGACAGACUGAAAUAGGUUUUUAUGUAAACCCGUAUGACGUGGUCACCAGUGCUCACCAUCUCCGGAGAAAUAUCACUAAAGUCUUAUCUAUAUAAAAAGAAAAAACAAAGUAGAAAGGCAGAAAGUGUUUACUGUACAUUGACUUAAAAAUGAAAAUAAAAGAAGUUGAAUAAUGCUGAUAUAUCUUUAUCUUGUAUGUGACUUCAUUAGUGUGCGUGUGUGUUUUCUUUGUGCGAGAUCUCGUGUGGGAAUGCGAAGUAUAUUUUUGUGUUCUAAUGAUAUAAAUAUUUAAAGUGGGGGUGUGUUUAGAGAAGGUGUGUGCGUAAGAGUAUGAGAGACGGUGAGGUUGAAGUAUUAAUUGAGUAACUGUUAUAAGCGUCACUGCCCUUCCUCUGCAGAAUAGACUUGUAGUAAGCAGCAGUUCGGUUUCCUGGUAUUUAAGUGACAGCAGCUAUUGAGUAAUAGUUGUUUUACAAGUUGUGAUAUAUUGAUAAGAUUGUGUUUAUUUUGUUUCGUAGACAAAAAGUAAAACCGGAUCUUAUUACUAAAAAUUUCGCUGUCCGUCCGUUCGUCUUUCACCAGGCUGCUUGAACCGUGAAUUUUUCCCAGAUGAUCUUUUUUGCCGCUAUAAUAAGUACAAAAAUAAUAAAAUUAAUAUUUAAGGGGGCUUUAAUACAAUGAACGUGUUUUUUUUGCGUUUUUUAUAGAUAAUUGGUACUGAACCCUUCGUGCGCGAGUACGAUUCGCAAUUAGGUGGUUUUGCAUUAUAAAUAAGCGAUUUAUUUGAAUGAAGUUUACUUCAUUAUGAGCCUUUCAAUUUUCAUUAUUGGUGUAUAAGCCUUCCCUAGGGGCGAAAUCAAACAAGGAGAAAC
Molecule: messenger RNA, 3561 nt
Organism: Diatraea saccharalis (sugarcane borer)
Lineage: Eukaryota; Metazoa; Arthropoda; Insecta; Lepidoptera; Crambidae
Source: the annotation of a GenBank genome assembly